AUGGACGCCGUGCUGUUGGAGCACUUUCCCGGGGGCCUGGACACAUUCCCGUCUGCUUACUUCGAUGAGGAAGACUUCUUCACCGAUCAGUCCUCUCGGGACCCACUGGAGGACGGCGACGAACUGCUGGGGGAUGAGCAGGCGGAGGUGGAGUUCCUCAGUCACCAGCUGCACGAAUACUGCUACCGCGACGGGGCGUGCCUGCUGCUGCAGUCCGCACCCUCGGCCGCCCCGCAUGCGCUCGCUCCGCCGCCUUUGGGGGACCCCAGCGAGCCCGAGGACAGCGGCGGCUACUGUUGUGAGGCAGGGGUCCCCGUAGGCGGCUUCCCCUACUCGCCCGGCUCGCCGCCCCCGUGCCUUGCCUACCCUUGCACCGCGGUACUGUCCCCUGGAGCGCGGCUCCGUGGUCUGAACCGGGCGGCUGCAGCGGCGGCAGCACGGCGACGGCGACGCGUGCGCUCCGAGGCGGAGCUGCAGCAACUGCGACAAGCAGCCAAUGUGCGCGAGCGGCGCCGCAUGCAGUCCAUAAACGACGCCUUCGAGGGACUGCGUUCGCACAUCCCCACGCUGCCCUACGAAAAGCGCCUCUCCAAGGUAGACACGCUGCGCUUGGCCAUAGGCUACAUCAACUUCCUCAGCGAGCUGGUGCAGGCGGACCUGCCACUGCGCGGUGGUGGCACAGGUGGUUGCGGGGGCCCAGGUGGCAGCAGGCACCUGGGCGGGGACAGCCCGGGUAACCAGGCCCAGAAGGUCAUCAUCUGCCAUCGAGGCACCCGCUCGCCCUCUCCCAGUGACCCGGAUUAUGGCCUCCCUCCUCUUGCUGGGCACUCUCUCUCAUGGACUGAUGAGAAACAGCUCAAAGAACAAAAUAUUAUCCGUACAGCUAAAGUGUGGACCCCAGAGGACCCCAGAAAACUCAACAGUAAAUCUUUCGACAAUAUAGAGAACGAACCACCUUUUGAGUUUGUAUCCUGA
This is a messenger RNA of Arvicola amphibius (Eurasian water vole), 975 nucleotides long. RefSeq names its product pancreas associated transcription factor 1a (gene Ptf1a). Gene Ontology annotation, molecular function: DNA-binding transcription factor activity, RNA polymerase II-specific; protein dimerization activity; RNA polymerase II transcription regulatory region sequence-specific DNA binding. The transcript has 2 exons. The coding region runs from base 1 to 975 and encodes 324 amino acids. Lineage: Eukaryota; Metazoa; Chordata; Mammalia; Rodentia; Cricetidae. The record is from RefSeq and is a predicted model, not a curated record. Gene Ontology annotation, biological process: developmental process; regulation of transcription by RNA polymerase II.